This is a messenger RNA of Boeremia exigua, 1398 nucleotides long. RefSeq lists its product as uncharacterized. NCBI's taxonomy places the organism in Eukaryota, Fungi, Ascomycota, Dothideomycetes, Pleosporales, Didymellaceae. Gene Ontology annotation, biological process: endoplasmic reticulum tubular network organization. The record is from RefSeq and is a predicted model, not a curated record. Gene Ontology annotation, cellular component: endoplasmic reticulum tubular network. The coding region runs from base 52 to 1200 and encodes 382 amino acids. The transcript has 3 exons.
CACCACGCCCCGCCGCCGGGCUGCCGACUCUGUUACUUCACCGCCGCGAUCAUGGUGUCCCUGUGGCCCUGGAGGGCGGGCGACGAUGCUGCCUCCUUCGAGCGCGCGCUCUCAGCGCUCACGGCGAAAAUCAACAGAGCUUCCGCGCGCAACGACAAGCGCCGCCAGACCUCGCGGCGCGUGCGCGUCAUGCUGACGCUGUACGCCGGCUUCGCGUACAUUGUGGUCGCCGCACUGCUGUUCCUCGUCACCGGCCGCCAGAACUGGGGAGUCAACGAGGUGUCGGUCCUCGCAGGCAGCCCCGUGGUCAUCUACGUCGUCCGCUACGCCCUCACCGGCUACUUCGACUACCGCAUCGCCAACACGGACGCCUACGUCGCCAAGCUGAACAAGGAGCGCGACGCCACCAUCGCCCGCCUCAAGGAAGCCACAAAGUACAACUCCACCCAGCAGCUACUCGAGAAAUACGGCGCCUCGCCCAAACAAGAUCCCGCGCCGUCGCCCACCCCCCAGAAACCCGCCGCCUCCCCGAAUCCCCAGCCCCACAGCCCGCGCACCGGCAUCGCGCCCCCGCCCACCGCCAACAUCCAGCGCUCGCCCAACCCCCAAAACCACCCGCCCACCCCGCAGCGCCUCUCCCCCGCGCCGCCCCACAGCCCGCCCUCGCCCGCCAUCUCCGCCGCCCCGACCGAGGAAUUCGCGCCCAACGCCUUCCCCGCGGCGCCGAAACCCUACCCCCCCGCCACACCCUCCUUCACAACCCCGCACUGGUACGACCGCAUCCUGGACGCGCUUUUGGGCGAAGACGAAACGCAGGCCAAGAACCGGCUGGCCUUGAUCUGCACCCAGUGUCGGCUAGUGAAUGGGCAGGCGCCGCCGGGUGCGCGGAGCGCGGCGGAUGUUGGGCGUUGGCGGUGCGGGGCAUGUCGGGCGUGGAAUGGAGUGGAGAAGAGGGGUGAUGAGGUGGAGGAGUUGGUGAGGAGUUUGGGGGUGCGAGCGGAGCGAGCGGAGGAGCGAGAGGUGCGAAAGGAGCGAAAGGAGCGAAAGGAGCGAGAGGAGCCGGGAGGCGUGAAGGGGGGCAGCGAGGACGGAGAAGACGACGAGGAGGUGGUGGUGAAGCAGGUCGAGAAAGUCGUAGAGGAGGAGGACACCCCGAGUAAAGCGACGCGCAGCCGGACCAAGGCCAAGGGCCGGAAGUGAGUCGUCUCGCGAUUCGCGGUUCACGGUUCGCGGUUCGACGAUUGAGCUUUGAGCUUUUAGGUUUGGGGUUCUACGGCAUUUGAGAAAAAAAAAGACUUGGGAUUCGUCGCGCUUGCGUGCGUGCGUUUAGCGGCAUUGGGUAGUUUCUGUACAGUAUAUUAAAGUAGGUUAGGGCAAUGGAUCAGGCAUUUCUGCGCA